Molecule: messenger RNA, 1725 nt
Organism: Zasmidium cellare ATCC 36951
Lineage: Eukaryota; Fungi; Ascomycota; Dothideomycetes; Mycosphaerellales; Mycosphaerellaceae
Exons: 2
Coding region: 1-1725 (574 amino acids)
Cellular component (GO): box C/D methylation guide snoRNP complex; small-subunit processome
Molecular function (GO): snoRNA binding
Source: RefSeq, a predicted model, not a curated record
AUGACGCUCUUCAUCCUCACCGAGACUUCUGCGGGCUAUGCCCUGCUCAAGGCCAAGGACAAGAAGCUGCUGAAGAAGGAUGAUUUGGCCAAGGAGACCGAGACUGCAGAGGGUGUCUGCAGUCUUCUCAAGUUGAAGCAAUUUCACAAGUUCGACAGUGCCAGUGCGGCGCUGGAGGAGGCUGCGGCAUUGACAGAUGGCAAGGUCACGCCAACCCUCGCCAACAUGCUCAACUCGAUCAAGGAGGAGAAGAAGGUGUCUCUUGCUGUCGCUGACCCCAAAUUGGGCAACGCGAUUGGCAAGCUCCCAGGCCUUCAAAUCACGCCCGUCUCCGAUUCCAGCACUGCCGACCUCUACCGCGCUAUUCGAGAGCACCUCCCUUCGCUCAUUCCAGGACUCAUGCCUGAAGACCUCAACACAAUGUCUCUCGGUCUCUCGCACAGCUUAUCUCGGCAUAAGCUCAAGUUCUCCCCAGACAAGGUGGACACAAUGAUUAUCCAGGCUAUUGCUCUACUGGAUGACCUCGACAAGGAGCUCAACACAUACGCUAUGAGAGUCAAGGAGUGGUACGGCUGGCACUUCCCAGAGAUGGCACGCAUUAUCAACGACAACCUGGCAUACUCCCGCGUUAUCCUCUCCAUGGGCUUCCGAUCAAGCGCGAGCAACACUGACCUCUCAGAUAUCCUCCCCGAGGAGAUCGAGGGCGCCGUCAAGGGUGCUGCUGAGGUCUCUAUGGGUACAGAGAUUACCGACGAAGAUCUCGAAAACAUUCAAGCGCUCGCCGAGCAGGUCGUAGGCUUCACCGAAUACCGCCAACAACUUUCAUCAUACCUGUCCGCACGUAUGCAGGCCAUCGCACCUAACCUUACAACACUCGUCGGAGACCUUGUUGGCGCUCGCCUGAUCGCUCACGCCGGAUCCCUCAUGAACCUUGCCAAAUCCCCAGCAUCGACCAUCCAGAUCCUUGGCGCCGAGAAGGCGCUGUUCCGCGCACUCAAGACGAAGCACGACACUCCCAAAUACGGUCUCAUUUACCACGCAUCUCUCAUUGGCCAAGCAUCUGGCAAGAAUAAGGGUAAGAUCGCUCGUAUGCUUGCCACCAAGGCCGCACUUGGUCUUCGUGUCGACGCUCUUAGCGACUGGGGCCAGGCUGGCGAGGGCGAGAAAGAAGAGCCUACCGAGGAGGAGAAGGCCAGUGUGGGCAAUGCAGGCCGUGCCAUGGUCGAGAGAAGGUUGCGAGGACUGGAGGGCAAGCCACUCAAGGCGAACACCGUUGCGAUUGGGCCUCAAGGCCAGAAGCAGGAGCAGCCUGGCAAGUGGGAGAUCAAGGAGGCUAGGAAGUACAACCCAGAUGCGGAUGGUCUUUCAGCAGACGCUAAGCCCCAGCUCACCAACGGCGACGCUUCGUCGAGCAAGAAGCGCAAGAUUGAGGAGGUCUCGGAGCAGGCUGAGGCGGGCGACGAGGAAGACAGUGAUGACGAUGACAUGGACGUGACCAACCUCGUGAACGGCUCUGCCAAGUCAUCAAAGACUGAAGACAAGGAGGCGAAGCGAAAGAGGAAAGAGGAGAAGGCGGCAAAGAAGGCCGAGAAAGCUGCAAAGAAAGCCGAGAAGGAAGCCAAGAAGGCAAAGAAGGCCGAAAAGGAGGCAAAGGACAGCGGUAAGAAGCGCAAGCAUGAUGACGACGAGGAGCCCAAGAAGAAGAAGCACAAGAGCAAGGCAUAG